Molecule: messenger RNA, 2400 nt
Organism: Pollicipes pollicipes
Lineage: Eukaryota; Metazoa; Arthropoda; Thecostraca; Pollicipedomorpha; Pollicipedidae
Product: muscle LIM protein Mlp84B
Exons: 12
Coding region: 119-1939 (606 amino acids)
Biological process (GO): sarcomere organization; muscle tissue development
Cellular component (GO): nucleus; cytoplasm; Z disc
Molecular function (GO): structural constituent of muscle; actinin binding
Source: RefSeq, a predicted model, not a curated record
CAGGGGGAGUGCGGGCGUUCCCGAGAUGUCGGCGUACAGCGGAGCGGAGGCUUCUUGCGGAAAACGUCCCAAGCACUCUCUUCAGAAAAUCUCGGUCAAGCUUACAUAAACAACGGCAAUGUGUUUUGAGAACAACACAAGGUCACGCCGCGCUGGCACAGCAGUCGGUGGGCGUGUCUGGCGCUCUCAGAGCCCCGCCCCGACCCUGCGUGGGCGUGGAGACCAGGUCCCUCCCCCCCAGGGAUCUGCCGCGUCGCCAGCCACCGGCGUAUCCAGCACCGCCGGCACUGCCAGCUAUUCUCAGCCGGUGACUUCAGGCGAUAUUUCUGAAUUGGAAGUCGAACAGGGGGCGCGGCUGGAACGUCGUAGCGCAGUCUGUGCCCAGAGCGCCCCGGGUCAGCAGCAGAGCCCCGACCUCCGGCAGCGCAGACAGUCCCGACAAGUCGCAAAGAUGCCGUUCAAGCCCCCAGAAGUGCCGAAGUGCCCGACUUGCGAAAAGUCGGUCUACGCCGCUGAGGAGCGCGUUGCCGGAGGCUACAAGUACCACAAGACCUGCUUCAAGUGCUCCAUGUGCAACAAGGCGCUGGACUCCACCAACUGCAGCGAGCACGAGAAAGUCUUGUUCUGCAGGCAGUGCCACGGCCGCAAGUACGGCCCCAAGGGCUACGGCUUCGGCGGUGGCGCCGGUGCGCUCAGCAUGGACACUGGAAGCCAGUUCUCAGAGAACGAGCCGCCGCCCGUCGAGGCGGUGCCGAUUCCGGAGGCGGCCAUCCGAGCGCCCCCGGGCGAGGGGUGCCCCCGCUGCGGCGGCGCCGUCUUCGAGGCCGAGAAGAUGAAGUCGCGCUUCCGGAACUACCACAAGCCUUGCUUCAACUGCAAGGCGUGCCACCGCAUCCUGGACUCGACCAAAGCCUGCGACGGUCCCGACAAGGACGUCUACUGCAAGCUCUGCUACUCCAAGAAGUACGGCCCCAAGGGUUACGGCUUCGGAGGCGGCGCCGCCUUCCUGCAGUCCGACGUCAUCGCAGCUGAGUCUCCCCAGUCGAAGCCCGAGUGGGUAAAGCUGGACCGAACCUCCAUCAAGCCGACAGAAGGGCCGGGAUGUCCGCGCUGCGGGGGUGCUGUGUUCGCCGCCGAGUUGAUGCUCUCCAAGGGUCAGGAGUGGCACAUCUCCUGCUUCAGCUGCCGCGACUGCAAGCGACCCCUGGACUCCACCAUCGCCUGUGACGGUCCCGAUCGCGAGAUCUACUGCAAGAACGACUACGCCAAACGCUUCGGCCCCAAAGUCUUCGGCUUCGGCCGCGGCGCUGCCUUCACCCAGACCGGAAGCGUCGCAGACGAGACAGCUCAGUCGAAGCCCGAGUGGGUGAAGCUGGACCGAACCUCCAUCAAGCCGACAGAAGGGCCGGGAUGUCCGCGCUGCGGGGGUGCUGUGUUCGCCGCCGAGUUGAUGCUCUCCAAGGGUCAGGAGUGGCACAUCUCCUGCUUCAACUGCUGCGACUGCAAGCGACCCCUGGACUCCACCAUCGCCUGUGACGGUCCCGACCGCGAGAUCUACUGCAAAAACGACUACGCCAAGCGCUUCGGCCCCAAAGGCUUCGGCUUCGGGCACGCGCCCACUCUGGUGUCUUUCUUGGGAGAGGACGAGAACCAAUUAGUGGACCAGGUGACGGCUCCGUCGAUGGGCGCCAAGGCGGCGCCGGGCGAGGGGUGUCCGCGCUGCGGGUUUUCCGUGUUCGCCGCCGAAAUGAUGCUGCACAACGGACGGACGUACCAUCGGCAGUGUUUCAGCUGCACAGAAUGCAACCGGAGCCUGGACUCGACCAACACGUGCAGUGGACCCCAAAACGAGCUUCUGUGCCGCACCUGCUACGGUCGCCAGUUCGGUCCCAAGGGCGUGGGCUACGGCCAGGGAGCCGGUGUGCUCAGCAUGGGUUAGCACGCGGCGUGACAGCGCCGAACGUCCUUGGCGGACUUCGAGCCGGGCCCGUGGGCUUAUCGGUCGAUGGUGGUCGGUGGGCCCACGAGCUGGAGGAGUCCCCGGCCUCGCGGACGCGCCAUGACGCCGCAGGAGGUGGUGGCGUUACCGCGAGUGGUUUUUAGGCGUUGGCUUUCUGGUGGCGAUUAUUAGCACAAUGAAAUGUUUAUCGCUGAGCGGUAAAGAGAAAGAGUUAUCAGUUCGUGCAGCGACGUUCGUGUCAUACUAGUUCAGCAAACAUUUACAGCAGCCUCAUAUUUUCGAAUUUCCGAGGAGAUAGAUUCGACGAAAAUGAUGCUUGUUAUUCUGGCAACGUGCCAGUUGAAGAACUGCAUCGGAUCAGGUGUUGUUCAACAACAUUUUUGCUCAUGACAGGCGCGAGGAGUGAUUUGCAGUGUGUGUAGAGCUGUUUUCAAUAAACC